GACGUUCCCGUGAACGCGGCCUCCUUGCUGGUGACCUACACUGACUCUUCAUGGGCCAACGCCGGGCUUCGUUUGGAGUGUUUGUGCUGCUGGCCCCACCACAAGCCACGGUGGUACGAACCAAGGCCACUGUUUUGGACUGGAAGUCUGGCAGAAGCACACGAGUGCAAGAGCACCCUGGCUGCUGAAGCUUCCGCAGCGGAUGAAGGAGCAGACCGCGCGGCUUUCGCCAACAUGUGUUUGUCCGAGCUGCUCUACGGCGAGGUCGCGUACAAGGUCGGUUGCAAGAUCGACGGAAGACACGUCUUGGAUGCCAAGAGCCUGUACGACUGCAUCGUGGCGGAGAAUCUCAACGAGUACAAGACUCGCGAGACCAUCUACCUCUCGGCUCUGGUCAAUCAGGAGGCCGAGAUGAGCCAACUAAGGGGUCUCGCCAGCGAGAUUCUCGGCGCUUUCGGCGACCAGUCGCUGGCCACAAAGCGAGGUGCGCUGGCAGAUUCCACUGCGAACAUGGAGGUGCUCAUGCUUCGGCAGCAGGCGCGGGCGAAGGAGCAUCGACUCAACCAGCUGAAAGAUGAUGUGGAGGCCAACCGCUUUGAUCAGAGCAACGCGGACGGGAAGGCCUUGAUGCAGAAGUGCAAGGCGCUCCUAAGCGAAAAUCGGGAGCUCGGCGAGUUGAUGCGAGAGGAGCGCUUGGCGGACCUUCGCGUGGCCUUGCAGAACGAGCAGAGGAAAAAUGCGGAGCUCCAGCAGAAGUGCGAGGAGGCCGUCGAGUUCUGCAAAGAGCUCGGCCAGGACAGUGAGAAGCUGCAGGCGAGCAUGGCGAAAGUUGCUGGCGAUCUGCUGCAGGCCAAGAACGAGCUCGAAAUGCUCAGAAGACAACGCCACGAAGCGCGCGUGCACCGUAAACAGGCCAAGCUCCAGCGGCAGCAAGCGGAGCGCUUGGCAGCAGAGGUUCAGUCGGACUUGGCGGGAGUGGAGAUUCCCGGUGGGAUCGUGGCACCCGUGGAGGUUGUCGACGACGAUGAGGAGCCUCUACGGCAUCCGCCUGUUCGAGAAAAGGAGGGCGGGGAGAAGGAGAAGAAAUCCAAGAAGAGAAAGGCUCGCCCCGUCCUUUCGGGUCCAAGCAAGAUCGCGUCUGAUGAGGGGGGCUCUUGGGGUUUCGCGAGUGGCGCGGCCCGAUUUGCAGAGAUAUUCCAUGCCGCCGUGCGCACUCAGAUGCCGCUAAGCGAUGCUGCGGCCACUGUCUACACGGUGCUCGUUUGCAUCUUGCAUGCCGGAUGCCUCGGCCGCGGUUUCUAUCUGGCGCUGACAAACUGGCGGCAAGUUUGCAGAGUAAUUCAGAGGACCUUCGCCGAACUGCAUUGCGCUCGAUUUCACUUGGAGGAGAAGUUUUUCAUGGAAACGAAAGCAACUGAGCUGCGGCUGCGUGUGGCGCAGAUAUACACUCACUUGCUUCUGCUGGUUAGUGGACCCUUCAUUGCUUGGACCAUAUGGGUCCCAUGGCAGGGUCAGACAAUGAUGACCGAUGCUUUGCGCUGGGCCAUCUUAACUUUUUUUGCAGCCUCAACUUUACACUUUAUGAGGCCAGGCGUCCUCUCCACAAGCACUGCAAGUGCCUGCUAUCUGGGAGGGAUGGGGAUGGGCCUCGUGGUCAUCUAUGCAGCCAUGGAUGAACUCCGGUCACGCGAGUCUGCAGCUGCCGCAGACGUGCAUGAAGCGGCCAUUGUGCCUCUGAUCUUUGCUUUCUUCUUCCGGGUGUGGGACCAAGAUUGGGCUUUCACGCCUAGGCGGCUUGUUUUCCUUUUGGUUCCUGUCGUCCCUCCCCCACCGUCCUUGAGAGAGUGGCUUUGUCUUUUCACCUUUGCAGUGGCCUUUGUCCUGCAAGUCGCCCUCAUGAAGGCUGUGGAAAGGGAGAUGAGCUUCAGCGAGGCAGCCACAGACCUCCAAGCCGCCACAGCUCUCCUGCAGCUGACUUGCGACGCAGUGAUAGAGCUCGAUGCGACCCUUCGCCUGGUGGAACACUCCGACGACUUAGCAGCGAUCCUGCUCCGUCCCGGACUGUCGCUGGUAGGCACGAAAUUUGAAGACUUGCUGGCAGGCCCUGAGGAGCGGCGAGCAGCACUCCAGCUACUGCGCCAACCUCGCACCUCGGGCGUGUCGUCAAGUAUUGUGGCGCAAGCCUUUCGGACGCGCCUCGUGGACAGCUGCGCUAGCAAGUUCAGCUGUGAAUCCUUUCACGUGAAGUACCAAAAGCCAGAUGGCAAGACGUGCCACCUUAUCGGUUUGCGGGAUGUCACCGACCAAGAGUCACUGGCAAGGCCGCCAACAAAUCCACAAGACGUGAGAGAGGUGGACCAUGCAGGCAAGUCCAGCAAAGCCAGCGAGCAACCUCCGGACAAGACGCCGCAGAGAGCAGUGACCACUCGCCUGAACCCAGUGACAAAGUUGUACAUGUGCAG
Messenger RNA from Symbiodinium necroappetens, 2462 nucleotides. The record is from the annotation of a GenBank genome assembly. Lineage: Eukaryota; Dinophyceae; Suessiales; Symbiodiniaceae.